AUGCGCGGCUUGUUAGCUUCUGCACCUAUCGCUGCUGGUGAAGUGCUUGGGGAAUACUUGGGACAUAUCGACUUGUUCGGCCCGCCAUGUCGAAAUGGGCCCGUCAACGAUGGCUUUCGUAUGCACUUGAAGACACGCACGACGGGGAACAAGCACUUGGGAAUUGACGCGCUGGAGAGAGGUACUAUGCUACGCCUCAUGAACCAUGCGUGUAACCCGACAGCGCGGUUUCAUGAGGUGCAGUGCGGCACGCACCUCACUGUGGUUGCUGUGGCAGUGCGAGACAUCGAAGCCGGCGAGGAAGUCACUGUGUCGUACGGCGACAAGCAAUGGUUCAUCUGUAGGUGUGGCUGGGAUGGCUGCCAACAUCGAGACAUCCAGCACCUCCCGGACGCUGCGCACGAGUCGUGA
This is a messenger RNA of Phytophthora sojae, 411 nucleotides long. RefSeq lists its product as hypothetical. Gene Ontology annotation, cellular component: nucleus; chromatin. Bases 1 to 411 code for a protein of 136 amino acids. Gene Ontology annotation, biological process: regulation of DNA-templated transcription. Gene Ontology annotation, molecular function: histone H3K36 methyltransferase activity; protein binding. Lineage: Eukaryota; Oomycota; Peronosporomycetes; Peronosporales; Peronosporaceae. The record is from RefSeq and is a predicted model, not a curated record. The transcript has a single exon.